UUCUCUUUGGAGUUAGGACCCAGCACAUGAAGAGUGAGAGUUAUUUGUAGAAGUGUGUUCAGAGAGUCACGAGGGGGCCGAACGAAUCAUCUGUACGAGAGCGACUCUGGAUUUCGUUUCAUUUCAUAGUAUCUCACCUACUUCUCACACAUUUUGGCUUUUCAGAGGACUUCACUUGCACAGACCUUUCCUGCUGAACAUGGAAUGAUUUUGCUAACAUCGUUCGUCAGAUCCUCUGUUGAAGUGAUUCGAGUGACAUUGAGGAUUUAUUAGGAUUCGCUCCGAUCGUCCCGCUAACGAGCAGUGGAUUAAACCACAGAGGGAAAGGAGCACUGAAGACUUCCAGCUGGAGUGAGGUGAAUAUGCCGCGGAGCCCGACGUCCAGCGAGGAUGAGAUGGCCCAGAGCGUUUCAGACUAUUCUCAGGGAUCUAGCUCAGAAAGUUCCAAAGAGGAGGCCAUCUAUGAGACGAUAAAGACAGAACGACCGGUCAGCCGCAUGACAGACGUCCAGAGCCACUCGCUGGUCAUUAGAGUCAACAUCCCGGACCUGCAGCAGACAAAGGUGGUGAGGUUUAACCCCAGAGGCUCGGUGUGGGCCGCCAAGCAGCGUCUGCUCUGCACCCUGAGCCAGAACCUGAAGGACGUGUUGAACUACGGCCUCUUCCAGCCGGCCAGAGACGACAGCAGCGGUCAGUUCCUGGAUGAAGAGCGUCUGGUGGCAGAAUAUCCUCAGCUGGUCUGUGAGAGCGUCCCGUCUCUGGAGUUUCGCUACAAAACCAGACUGUACGAUCAGCCCGGCGUGGACGAGAAGAUCAUCGCCAAACUUCACACCAAGGCCAACCUGAGGAGGUUCAUAGACUACAUCCGUCAACAUCAGCUGGAGAAACUCUCCAAAAUGCUGGACCGUGGCCUGGACCCUAACUACCACGACAUGGACAGCGGAGAGACUCCGCUCACGUUUGAGGCUCAGCUGGAGAAUAUGGUGGAGUUUAUUAAAGCUCUGAGGAACGGAGGAGCUCAUCUGGAUUUCAGGGCUAAAGACGGCAUGACUGCGCUCCACAAAGCAGCCUGCUCCAAAAACCAGGCCACGCUCAAGAUGCUGCUUGAUCUCGGGGCUUCACCCAACUACAGAGACAGCCGUGGUCUGACGGCGCUGUAUCACACGGCUCUGGUGGGUGGAGACACUGACUGCUGCGAGCUGCUGCUGAACCAGAACGCCUCCGUCUGCUGCCAGGACGAGAACGGCUGGCACGAGAUACACCAGGCUUGUCGUCACGGUCACGUCCAGCACCUGGAGCACCUGUUGUUUUUCGGGGCAGAUAUGAGCGCUCAGAACGCCUCUGGAAACACAGCGCUGCACAUCUGUGCUCUCUACAACCAGGAGAAGUGUGCUCACGUGCUGCUGGUCAGAGGAGCCGACAAGGAGCUGAAGAACUGCAAUAACCAGACUCCUUUCCAGGUGGCCAUCAUUUCUGGAAAUUUUGAGCUGGCGGAGCUGAUUAAGAAGCACAGAGAAAGUGACAUAGCUGGAAAACCACACACAGAUACAGUAUAUGAGGAUGCUCUCUAUAAAGCAGAGUAUGUCCCGUCUGUCAGGGAGGAUGGUAUUAAAAGCCAAGCUAAAGUCCACAAAGAGCAGCUGCUCGUCGUUCCCCUGCUCCUCGAGGUCCGAGUGGAGAACUGUGACGAUGACAUCCUCCCUGGACCUGUUGACUCUCCUCUCCAGAAGAGUCUCUCUGUGUCUCGGGCUCUGCUGCGCUCCAACAGUGAUAAUAACCUGGUGACGAGGGCCAUGAGCCCGGAGCAGCUCAGUCUGUCACCGCUGAAGAUGCAGAGAGACCCGAGCGGACGGGGGAAGAUGACGGGCCGCGGAGGAAGAACCGUCCCAAGCAGCCAUUCCCUGUCCAUCAGUCUGGAGGACGAGCAGAGCACGCUGCAGAAAUGUGCUAAUGGCCGUCCGUGUGGACAGAGCUCCCGGAGAAAGCUCUACAGCGCCGUUCCUGGCCGUCAUUUCAUCGUGGUCCGCUCUUACCAACCUCAAGCUGGAGGAGAAAUCAGCCUGCACAAGAAUGAAAGGGUCAGAGUUCUGAGCGUGGGUGAAGGAGGAUACUGGGAGGGCAGCUGUCGAGGGCAGGUGGGCUGGUUCCCCGCCAGGUGUCUGGAAGAGAUCCCCGUCAAACCUGACAGAGAGAGACCCAAGAGCAGAAUGGAGCGCGGCGACCGCAAAAAACUCUUCAGACAUUUCACCGUCGGUUCUUACGACAGCAUCGACAGCGACUGCGUGACGGAGCAGAAAACCGUGGUUCUACUGAAGCAGGAGAACGAAGGAUUCGGGUUCGUGCUGCGAGGAGCUAAAGCAGACACACCCAUCGAGGAGUUCAUCCCGACGCCGGCGUUCCCCGCGCUGCAGUACCUGGAGUCUGUGGAUGAGGGCGGCGUGGCCUGGAACAUGGGGCUCCGCACCGGCGACUUCCUCCUCGAGGUCAACCAUCAAAGCGUGGUGAAGAUGGGACACCGGCAGGUCGUUAACAUGAUUAAACAUGGAGGAAACCGACUCGUCCUUAAAGUGGUGACGGUGAGCAGGAACCCCGAACCAGACGACAAAACCCGUAAAAAAGCUCCUCCUCCACCCAAGAGAGCCCCGACAACUGCUCUCUCAAUGAGAUCCAAGUCCAUGACAUCUGAACUAGAAGAAUUAGAUAAAUUUGAAGAGAGUGUGACGUCACAGAAGCUUGUGCAUGAAAAAGGAUCAUUGGACAAAGUUGCCACGAUAAAGCCCCGCCCCUCAAGCCGCUUUUUGGCCUCGCCCAUGGAUUUUAAUCCAUCCACGUCUGAAAGGCCUGGAGUUGCUGUAGUUCCUCCUAAUGUUCCUGGCAGAUCUCAUGGAAGUUAUGUGCGUGUGCCAAAAAGCUCUAUGAGAAGACAAAAGUCCAUUGGAAUCGCAGGAGAAGAAAAGAAGUUCCUGAUACCUCCACUGCUCAAGUUCACCAGAAGUCUCUCUAUGCCUGACACUUCUGAGGAUAUUCCCCCACCUCCAGGCGUCUCUCCUCCAUCCCCACCUUACAACCUCAGUACUCCAGUGACACAAGGAUAUGAGCCCAACCAGCCCAUUUACACACAGAACUCAACAGGCAGAUGCCACACUAUAGACAGAGACCUGGUCGGGUACCAUCGCCAGAACUUUGAACAAUAUGACUGUCAAAGUCCUUCGGCUGCCCAGCAAAACAUGUGUUCCCAUAACAGGGCCCAUGUGCCAGAGAACCCUUAUUCAGACAUAGUUGGCAAAACUUUGUAUAUCCCACCAAAACCAGCUCGUAGGAAGGGUAUAUUGGUAAAGCAGCCAAAUGUUGAGGAUAGUCCUGAGAAAACCUGUUCAAUCCCAAUACCAACCAUUAUUGUCAAAGAGCCUUCGACUAGCAGUAGUGGCAAAAGCAGCCGAGGAAGUAGCAUGGAAAUUGAAAUUACUGCCUCUGACCAGCCAGGCCAACUACUGCCAGACGGCAGUCAUGUCAUGAACAAUCCUUUUGCAGCUGCUAUUGCAGGGGCAGUACGUGACCGUGAGAAGCGUCUUGAAGCACGUAAGAACUCCCCAGCCUUCCUGUCGAUGGAUCUCGGAGACGAGGAUCCAUUUAUCCCUACCCCUCGUUUACGCCAGUCUAUGUCCAUAGAUGAAGGCAUGUUUGCCAGUGAUAAGAGUUUACAAAAGCUUAUGGCUCCACCGGUUUCUUUAAUAGAGGUCCAGCAAAUUGGAGGCAACAUGGCAGAAUUUACUAUCCCAGAACCAACAAUCGAGCCCCUUACAACACGAACCAGGAGCUUCCCCAAUACAGACAGUCCCAUCAGCCUCAAUGAUGGAGACUUCCAAAACCAGACAUCAGGUAAGACUCGUGAUAUUUGUCCACCCUUAGCUCUGGGUCUAGCUGCAAGUAACAGAGCUCUGAAGGAACAAGUGCAACCCCCUCUUCCUCCACCUAAAGGAGAACCUCACAAAGCAAGCCUCAACCAGCCACUCUUUAUAGACACCAAGCUGCGGUCCACUAUUGAAGCCAACUUUGUUACCACAGCUGCAGUGGGUCAAGCAAAAGAUUGUGGAGGUUUGUUUAGACACACAAGAGUGUCCAGUCACGAAACAGAGAAGGCAAAGGAAAGUACUCCAUCUGAGCAGUCGAAAAACACCAAUAACACAUUGCAGCAGAAAUCAACAGGGCUCCUCAUGGUCCACACACAAGAUAAGGCCAAGCCUCAAGUAAACAGUCAAUCCAAUAGAUUAGAACAAGAAGAGUCCUUAGGAAAGGACAGUGUUCCCGCUGACUCCAAAGUCAAACGUACAUCCCCCAAUGCCCAGCCACCUCGUACGAGGAACGCCGUGACUUCUGCCACGCCUGUAGAGGAGCCAGUCGGGUUUCCCUUUACCAUUCCUCCUCCCCCAGUGACCUCAGUAGAUAUAGAUGAGGAGUUUGAACCCUUGCCUCCACCUCUAGAGUUUGCCAACAGCAUUGAUGUUCCUGAGGACCAGGUAGUAGAGAUUCUCAAGCAGAGAAAGAAUAACGCAACAAUAGGACCUGCUUAUAAUUCACGUGCUUCUACAAUUGACGGUGUGGAGUCCAAGUGUCUUUCAGGGCUUGGGAACUGCAUGACGUCUCACACCUGCCCUCCACCACCUCCAGAAAUGUUUGAGCCUGUUACGGACUCAGGCAUUGAGGAAGCCGACAGUCGGAACAGUGGGGACCCUCACUUUGAGGCCAACAGUACAAUGUCCACAGUGUCCAGUAUCUCUACUCUUUCAUCAGAGGGAAUUGAUGACACAUGUAUAGCCUAUGCAGACGGGCAGACUCUUUUGAUGGACAGACCACCUGUUCCACCGAAGCCAAAAAUGAAGCCCAUAAUCAAUAAAAGCAAUGCACUUUACAGAGACCCUUUGAUACAUGAGAGCAUAGAGUCCUUUGGACAGCCACCACCAGCCCCACCACCACCCCUGGGCUGUGAAGCACAGUCUGAGCUUCGCAAAAAGCUUGCGCAGCAAGGCACUAAACUGUGGGACCCCCACGAGCUCCCAAACCCCCACAAUGCAGAUCCUAAAGCCAAUGUGAUAAAUGAGCUUAGCUCCAAACUUCAUCAGAUGAACAAGGACAGAUUUCCAACACAGGGAGGGUCACCAACUGCAGGAUCCAGAAGUAUUGGAUCAAGAGACUGGACGGCCCAAGCCUCAGGUACCAGACGCAGUAACACUGUUCCCUCAACACCACCGAACCACUUGCCCCCUCAGGCUUCCAGCCCAGCCUCGCCUCCUCCGGGAUCUGGACAUAGCUCUUCUCUGCCAGGCUCUGCCGCCUCUCCCACAUUAACAGAUGUGUUUAGCCUGCCAUCUCCACCCAUUGUGAAUGCGGAGCAAUGCUACAGCCUCAGCUCAGUCAGCAGUCGAUCGCCAUCACCCCUCACGCUGUUUCAGGCUUCAGACAAGCCCUUCGCUGCAAAACCUGUCCAACUCUGGACCAAGCACGAUGUAGCCGACUGGCUUGAAAGCCUCAAUUUGCAGGAACACAAGAAGGCCUUCUUGGACAAUGAAAUUGAGGGCACCCACCUACCUAACCUUCAAAAGGAAGACCUUGUAGAUUUGGGUGUCACCCGUGUUGGUCACCGGAUGAACAUCGAAAGGGGUCUUAAACUUCUAAUGGACAGAUAAAGGAUGCAUACACCAUGGCUAUUGGUUUGAUCAAUCCCUCAUUUUCUCUCACUUCUUUGAGUCUAGCUGUGCAUCUGUUGGGACAUCGUGGGAUUAUGUUCCCUGUAUUGUUGUCAGAGCCACAGUAAGUACCACGGAUGCAGGACUGCACUCAGGAACACUUCUAAGAGGACUUGUUCUUGCCAUCAGAAGCUUUGUUUAAGUGUCAGGAGCUUGUCUAGCGUGGACAACUUUAACCAGCAGAGCUUGGAGGUCCUUUUUUAUUUUACCUUUGAUGCAGCUUUUCUGGGAAAAUUUAAGAAACUUUAAAUUUAAGCACUCUGCAUGUGGCAGAGAACACGGAUACCCAGAAAAGUUUGUUCUUUAUACAAUGAGGUUAGCUGACAACAUUAAAUUCACUCAGGCUUUGACAGGAACAUGUCCACGUCCUUAAUAAAUGUUGGGCACAUACACACAAUCCAGAUAAGUGCAAGGGAUGGUGGCACAACGAAGCCGCUCUUUAUCCUUCAUCCUGUUGGUGAAAAUUAAAUACACGUAUGCUUUCCCUAAUGUUUCCCUAAACAAAAAGGAGAUUUUGUUUUUACUGCAGAUUGCAAAGAUAAAGAGUUUAAAACAAAAUAACUAAGGCCUGAGAGGAAGAACGUUCUUAAGGAGAGCUUGUGGCAUAGCUCAUAAAUCAGGUGUAAUUAUUGUGCUUAUCAUCUGCCGUGGAUCACAUGACACCUAUAAAAGCUUCACAUUAAUGCUGCAACACAGUUUUUUUUAUAUUGUGACUUGGUUGUGAAUUGUGAUAUUGACUGUAUUAAGGUUGAUCUUAAUGGACUGAUCAGACUGAAUAAUCAAGGUCCAUUUGUGAUAUAUAUAUAUAAAAAAAAAAAGGUCCAAGUUAUGUUGAAAAUGAAAUGUAUGCAUAGAUGACUAGCUCACAAUAAGAUCAAGAACACAUUUAAAAUUAGCUUGAAAUGAAAUGGAAAUUAUAUGUUGCAGUUUUGUAAAGAUUUCCAAGUUUUUUUUUUCUUUGUCGGGCAGAAAACAAAGGCUGUAUUAAUAACCAGUUUUUGUUAUGAUUGGAACAUGGAACCAUAUUUCCUAGCCAACAUACACUAUACAAGUUGAGUAAAUAAUAACUUCUAAUUUUUUUUUUUUUUUGUAUGUGCCACUCAUUGCAGUACUGAUAGUGGUAAUGUCUGUGGAAAAACAAGAAAUGCUAUAUUUGUCAUUACCUGCUGCUGAGAUUCUGAGUACGAGUGUAUAGAGAGGAUCAUAUUUUUAAAAUGCGGGCCAGAAAUUAAAAAUCGCAAGCCUUUCCUGAACAAAGGUUUGCCAAUAUACUGCUGCUACUGUGAAAAUAUAUGUUUUACAAAAUAGAUCAUCUUCGGAUAGCAUACAAUAGAAUAAGAGAGUAUUUUCAAUUUAUAUUAUUACAUUGCCUUUUCUAAAUGCAAUUUUAAUGGUAUUGCUCCCACUUAAUUGUGGUUUGCCAAAAAAAGAGAAAUGUUUGAAUAAAAUGGGUAUAUUUGUUAGAUUCUUAAUAUAGCAAAUCCAAAAAAAGCAAUAUAUUUAUACUAUGGAUAAUACAUUCUGUAUAUAUUUUAGAUAAUGUAGCCCAUCAUUAAACAAGCACAAUGUUCACCUGAUAAAACACACUGCUGGUUUAUCUGUCAGUCCCUUAUUGUUUAGCCAUGAUUUGUUUUCCUUUAACUUCAACCUAUUUCACUUUACUUUGCUUAAAGACUUGUGUUCACAUUGUUAAUGUUGCUGUAAGAUCUUUUAAAAUGGAAUUAGUAACUCAUUGCAAUGACCAAGAAAAAAAAAAAAAAAAAAAAAGUAGGAUUUGUGAGUUUGAGCACAAUUACACCUUGUAUGGCAAACAAAUAAAUAUUGCUGGAGCUGA
Puntigrus tetrazona (Sumatra barb) is the source of this 7578-nucleotide messenger RNA. It is a transcript of the gene shank2a, whose product is annotated as SH3 and multiple ankyrin repeat domains 2a. Lineage: Eukaryota; Metazoa; Chordata; Actinopteri; Cypriniformes; Cyprinidae. The record is from RefSeq and is a predicted model, not a curated record. Gene Ontology annotation, cellular component: dendritic spine; postsynaptic membrane; postsynaptic density. Gene Ontology annotation, molecular function: synaptic receptor adaptor activity; ionotropic glutamate receptor binding. The coding region runs from base 363 to 5684 and encodes 1773 amino acids. The transcript is spliced from 25 exons.